Molecule: messenger RNA, 1906 nt
Organism: Cynara cardunculus var. scolymus (artichoke)
Lineage: Eukaryota; Viridiplantae; Streptophyta; Magnoliopsida; Asterales; Asteraceae
Product: cytochrome P450 78A7
Exons: 2
Coding region: 1-1644 (547 amino acids)
Molecular function (GO): monooxygenase activity; iron ion binding; oxidoreductase activity, acting on paired donors, with incorporation or reduction of molecular oxygen
Source: RefSeq, a predicted model, not a curated record
AUGGCAACGACCAUAAGCUACUUGCUUCGUCGUGAAGAUAUGAGUUGGUGGGCAGUUACUCACCCAUUAAUUCUUCAAGCUUCCAACUUGAACGUCACUUUUGUAUUUUUCUACGUUGUAAUAGCAUUUUCAGCCUUUGGGAUUGUGGCAUGGACUUUAUCAUGUCACGGAGGUCCGGCAUGGAAAAAUGGCCGCAACCGUGUAGGUUGUGUUUCCAUUCCAAGCCCCACGGGGCUUCCCAUCUUUGGCAGUUUGCUGAGUUUGGUUCAUGGCUUGCCUCAUCGAACCCUUGCGUCCAUGGCACGAACUAGCCAAGCAGCCACCCAACUCAUGGCUAUCAGCAUAGGGAACACCGCUACUGUGGUUGCCUCGGACCCACAAACUGCUCGUGAAAUCUUGACCUCCCAGCACUUUGCUAACCGUCCCAUCAAGCAAUCGGCUAAGCUACUCUUGUUGAACAGGGCUAUUGGGUUUGCACCCGAUGGACCCUACUGGAGGCAAUUGAGAAAAAUUGCUUCAUCUCAUCUCUUAGCUCCCAAGCACAUUUUUGCACACGAACCUACACGCCGGCUAGAGUGCACCUCCAUGUUAAAUGGCAUUGCGAAAGAACAGUCCUUGAAUGGGUUUGUUGUACUAAGAAAGCACUUGCAAACUGCUUCUUUGAACAACAUAAUGGAAAUUGUUUUUGGCAAAAGCUACAAUAAAGCUGGGGAUGUUGAUGAAUCUAUGGAACUUCAGGAGAUGGUGACAGAAGGGUUUGAGCUCCUGGGAGCUUUUAACUGGUCUGAUCACUUGCCGUGGUUGAAGUACUUUUAUGACCCGCUUUGCAUCAACCAUCGGUGCAAGGCUCUUGUCCCUCGAGUCAAGAUUUUUGUCCAAAAGAUCAUCAAUGAACACAAACUCAGAGGCUCGGUUGAUCUCCAUGAGGGUUCCGACUUCGUUGAUGUUUUGCUCUCUUUAGAUGGCGAAGAGAAGCUCAGUGAGGAUGAUAUGGUGGCCAUCCUAUGGGAAAUGGUAUUUCGAGGCACUGAUACGAUUGCUCUUCUAACCGAGUGGGUGAUGGCUGAAUUGGUGCUGAAUAAAGGCAUUCAAUCCAAGCUCCGAAUUGAACUUGACAACGUUAUGGGAGACAAGAGUGUCAAUGAUGCUGAAAUGGCUAAACUUCCCUACCUUCAAGCUGUAAUCAAAGAGGCCCUUCGUCUCCAUCCACCUGGUCCUCUCCUAUCAUGGGCUCGUCUUUCUACAUCUGACGUCCAUCUCACCAAUGGCAUGGUCAUUCCAUCAAACACUACUGCCAUGGUCAACAUGUGGGCCAUCACACACAAUUCCGAUGUAUGGGACAACCCUUUUGCGUUUGAGCCUGAGAGGUUCUUAUUGUCUGCAGGUGGUUCUAAGGUAGACAUAAGAGGCAGGGACCUUAGGCUUGCACCAUUUGGAGCAGGUCGUAGGGUUUGCCCUGGAAUGAACUUGGGUAUGGUUACGGUUAGCCGGUGGGUGGCUAUGUUGGUGAACCGUUUUGACUGGGUUCAAGACAUGGCUCGUCCUGUUGACCUAACUGAAGUGCUGAAGCUCUCUUGCGAAAUGAAGGAACCUCUAUAUGCAAAAGUUGUUUCAAGGAAUGAUCAUGUUUCCUCAAUGAUGUAAGCUUUUGGAGUGGGUUCUCGUAUGGUAUAAUAUGGAUAUGGUGAAGUACUCUCAUUUCAUCCUCAAGGGGUAAAUAAGGAAUCAAAUAAAGAAUUGAGAGGGCAAAGGUGUUGUUCUUUGUUAAAGUGAAAAGUGACAUUUCUCUUUUAUGUAUCAUGUAUGUCGAUAUUAAAGUUACUCCUUGUACUUGCAAAAAGUUUGUGUGUUUUUAUCAUAACUUGUAAUAUUUAUAAAGUAUUAUAGUGGAGUUUCUAUUGCUUGG